Molecule: messenger RNA, 591 nt
Organism: Orycteropus afer afer
Lineage: Eukaryota; Metazoa; Chordata; Mammalia; Tubulidentata; Orycteropodidae
Gene: PPIA
Product: peptidylprolyl isomerase A
Biological process (GO): protein folding; protein peptidyl-prolyl isomerization
Molecular function (GO): peptidyl-prolyl cis-trans isomerase activity
Source: RefSeq, a predicted model, not a curated record
AUGGUCAACCCCACGGUGUAUUUCGACAUUGCAGUCGACGGCGAACCCCUGGGGCGCGUCACUUUCGAGCUGUUUGCAGAUAAAGUUCCAAAGACAGCAGAAAACUUUCGUGCACUGAGCACUGGGGAGAAAGGAUUUGGUUACAAAGGUUCCUGCUUUCACAGAAUUAUUCCUGGGUUUAUGUGCCAGGGUGGUGAUUUCACACGCCAUAAUGGCACUGGUGGCAAGUCUAUCUACGGGGAGAAAUUUGAUGAUGAGAACUUCAUCCUGAAGCAUACAGGUCCUGGCAUCCUGUCCAUGGCAAAUGCUGGACCUAAUACAAAUGGUUCUCAGUUUUUUAUCUGCACUGCUAAGACUGAAUGGUUGGAUGGCAAGCAUGUAGUGUUUGGCAAGGUGAAAGAAGGCAUGAACAUUGUGGAAGCCAUGGAGCGUUUUGGGUCCAGGAAUGGAAAGACCAGCAAGAAGAUCACUAUUGCUGACUGUGGACAACUCUAAUAAAUUUGAUCUAUAUUUCAUGUUUUAUUUUAACCAUCAAACCAUUCCUUCUGUAGCUUGAGAGAUCACCCUUCUACCCCCAGUGUGCUUGCAAUA